AUGCCCACCACUUGUAAAAUUGGAUUUGGAACUCCUUUUGGGCUGAGACGAAACUUCUGCUUCAAGGCCCGGGAACUCCAAUCACAUAGCCCAGGCCAUCAUUGUAUAUCAACUGGCGCAAUCGAUUCCUGAAAGUAGAAUAGCUGAGCUACCAUCAAAGUUUCAACUUCCAGUUUUUCGCAGUUACAAAUCACGAGAGCCUUGAGAUUGAUCAAUCACCAUAUAGCUCAACACACAGGUCAGAGGUUGUCAGCCAUUCUCUAAAUGAAGACAGACAUUGCCUGCCAACCAAAAGUAUUCAUAACGAAGGCAAAGUAGUUGAAGGAUACUAGACGAUGGCGCUAAGGCGUAUGCUUGGAUUCUCUGAUGGAGAAUUGAUGAGGUCAGAUGCAAAACCCUGUUCCCGACUGAUGAGGCAAACUGCUGGCAUUUUUACAGUGGGAGGAGGACUGGGCUUUUGGGUCCUCUGCCGCUUGCACUAUGGUCCUAGAAUCACAGUUCCUAGAAGUCUUAGGUGGGCUGCUUGUGGCGCCAUCUCUACAAGUACAACCACAGCUCUGCUAGUUCGUCUAUUCAGUCCUGAAUGUGAACCCCAAAACAUAGCUGCUUAUGACCGGAAAAAGUAAUGUUGGUUCUUGCAAAUUCUAUUUGUGUGCUACAGAAACUGGAGAAUCAAUUUCAAAACAAUCAGACUAGAGAAUGCAUGAGCUACAUUGUAUUGCUCUGGGUUUAAAAAGACGAUGUUGUCAUCUAUAAGAUUAAUCGACUUACAUUAA
Molecule: messenger RNA, 776 nt
Organism: Sesamum indicum (sesame)
Lineage: Eukaryota; Viridiplantae; Streptophyta; Magnoliopsida; Lamiales; Pedaliaceae
Product: 40S ribosomal protein
Source: RefSeq, a predicted model, not a curated record